Messenger RNA from Rotaria sordida, 582 nucleotides. NCBI's taxonomy places the organism in Eukaryota, Metazoa, Rotifera, Eurotatoria, Philodinida, Philodinidae. The record is from the annotation of a GenBank genome assembly.
AUGCCGGCAAAAUCCAAAAAAAACCCUGAAAAUAAUAUAAACGGACUUCGUCAUAGUAGAAAACUAACAAAUGAUAUAACAGAACGUACACAACGAAUUGUAUUAGAAAAAUUUACUGAUGAACAAUUGACAGAAUUUCGAGAAUUAUUUGAUAUGUUUGAUAAAGAUAAUCAAGAAAUGUUAACAUUACAAACACUUGUUUCUGUUAUGAAAACAGUUGGUCAUUCACCAACAGAAUCAGAUAUGAUUGAUUUAAUGCGUGAAAUUGAUAUUGAUAAUUCUGGUACAAUAGAUUUUUAUGAAUUUGUAAAUAUUAUUUCACAUAAUAUGUAUCCAAAUGAAACAAAUCAAGAAAUUCGACAAGCAUUUGAUUUAUUUGAUCAAAAUCAAGAUGGUUUAAUAACAUUUGAUGAUCUUAAAUUAACUGUUGAAAAAUAUUUUGAAAAUUCAAUAAAUGAUUUUGAAUUAUAUCAAAUGAUUGAAUUAGCUGAUCGUCAUGGAUUUGGACAUGUAUCAUUUGAAGAUUUUCUUCAUGCAGCUGUUUGUCGAAAUGAUAAGAAACGAAGUAAUAUCAACACUUAA